AUCUAUCGUUUAUCGCUACAAAUACAAUAUUUAUUAAUUUUGAAAGGUUUUCAAAUUUUCUACGCAUGGUACGCGCUAUAGCUUAUAUGUUACGAUUUUUGCACAAUGUUCGUAAUAAAAAUAAUAAACGUACGGAUAUUUUAAGUACUAAUGAAAUUAUAGAAUCUCAAAAUUUAUUAGCUAAAAUAUCACAAUUAGAAUCUUUUCCAGUCGAGUAUAAUUUAUAUAUAAAAGAAAAUAAGGUAAAAGAUAAUCACUAUUUAUCAAAACUAAAUAUUUUCAUGGAUAGGGAUAAAAUAUUGCGCGUUGGAGGCAGACUAACUAAUUCCAAUUCAUUUUCAUAUACCAAAAAACAUCCUAUUUUGUUAGGUAGUAAUCAUAGUUUCACUAAAUUGUUAUUUCGCUAUGAACAUGUUAAAUUGUUACACGCAGGUCCUCAAGCGCUAUUGUUUAACAUACGUGACAAUUGGUGGCCGAUAGGAGGUAGAAAUUUAGCUCGAAAGGUAGUACACGAAUGUAUUAUUUGUAAACGCCUCAGAGGAAAGACUCUCACUCCUCAGAUGGGAAAUUUACCCACUGAGCGCAUAAGUCCUACAUAUCCAUUUUCCAAAUGUGGAGUGGAUUAUGCCGGGCCAAUUUUCAUGUUAAACCAUAAAGGCAGAGGAGCUCGUAAGGUUAAAUGCUAUAUUUGUCUAUUUGUAUGUUUUGUUACGCGGGCCAUACACCUGGAGCUUGUAACCGAUCUUACAUCGGAUGCCUAUUUAUUAGCUUUAAAACGUUUUAUUUCUCGCCGUGGAAAACCAUACGAGAUAUUUUCUGAUAACGGGCGUAACUUUGUAGGUCUUAUGAACGAUUUCGCCAAGUUUUUGUCUAAAUGUAGUUCUGAUAUUAAAGAUUAUGUUUCUAACGAACAAAUUAAAUUUCGCUUUAUCGUACCUUAUGCUGCUCAUUUUGGGGGUCUUUGGGAGGCUGGAGUUCGCUCAUGCAAGCACCACCUUCGUCGAGUAGUCGGAAAUGCGAAUCUCACUUAUGAGGAAUUGAGUACAGUCCUGGCACAGAUCGAAGCUGUUCUUAACUCUCGCCCUCUUUCGCCAAUGUCAACUGAUCCUAAUGAUUUUUUACCUCUGAGUCCAGCUCAUUUUCUUAUCGGACGCACCCUAACUUCACCAGCGUGUGAAAACUUGAUGGAAGCUAAUACUCUACGGCUUACUCGCUAUCAAAGAGUGGAGCAGAUGAGGCAGCAUUUUUGGUCAAGAUGGAUGAAAGAGUACAUCUCGGAGCUUCAAUCCCGGACAAAGUGGAAGGCAAACGAUGACCAUCUUCUACCUAACACAUUAGUUGUCAUUAAAGACGACAACCUUCCCCCGCUAAAGUGGCACUUGGGCCGAAUCGUUAGUCUGAUUCCAGGGAAGGACAACAUCACUAGAGUUGCUGAUAUUCGUACGGCAUCUGGGAUUAUCAGGCGAGCAUGUACAAAAAUUUGCCCUCUGUUUACACCAGACGAGAAUAAUUGAAAGUCACAACUUUCAAGGCCGGGGCCAUGUUCCGGCGUUUAUGCGAUAGAUCCGACGUACACGACCACAGAUAAUAAUUAUUGUUCACGAACCUUUCCCGUCCCUUUGACAGCUGUCACCUGUCAGCUGUCACUCUGUCCAUGAUUCUUGUACAAUUUUCAAGCGCACAAGCAAGUUGAAUAAUUAUCGAUUGUAAUCUUUGUAAUACAA
This is a messenger RNA of Aricia agestis (brown argus), 1724 nucleotides long. RefSeq lists its product as uncharacterized. The transcript has a single exon. Gene Ontology annotation, molecular function: nucleic acid binding. The coding region runs from base 66 to 1514 and encodes 482 amino acids. The record is from RefSeq and is a predicted model, not a curated record. Gene Ontology annotation, biological process: DNA integration. NCBI's taxonomy places the organism in Eukaryota, Metazoa, Arthropoda, Insecta, Lepidoptera, Lycaenidae.